GGCAAUGGUAAAUGAAAAAGGAUGAUAAAAAUGGAAGUGAUAGAAACGAUGAAGAUAACUCUCCCUAUGACUUCUUCACUGAAGAAGCUCAUCUCAACCUUUCUACUUAUCUUGUACUCAACCACCGUUACUAUUACUUCAUCAGAAUCUCGAUGUCGGCGUUACAAAUCGAUCAUUAGCUUCGGUGACUCCAGCGCAGACACUGGAAAUUAUCUCCAUCUCUCUGACGUCAAUCAUCUUCCUCAAGCAGCCUUUCUUCCUUAUGGCGAAAGCUUCUUCCAUCCUCCCUCUGGCCGUUACUCCGACGGCCGUCUCAUCAUCGAUUUCAUUGCUGAAUUCUUGGGACUACCGUACGUAACGUCUUACUUUGGAUCCCAAAACGUGAGUUUUGAUCAAGGGAUCAAUUUCGCGGUGUAUGGAGCAACUGCAUUGGAUCGUGGGUUUCUUGUGGAAAAAGGAAUAGAAUCUGCUUUCACCAAUGUUAGUCUAAGUGUUCAGCUAAACAUCUUCAAGCAUAUUUUACCUAACCUUUGCAUCUCAUCUUCUCCUGAUUGCAGCAGAGAGAUGCUUGGAGAUUCGCUGAUACUCAUGGGAGAGAUCGGAGUAAACGACUAUAAUUACCUGUUCUUUGAAGGCAAAAGUAUCAAUGACAUCAAAGAGCUUGUUCCUCUAGUCAUCAAAGCUAUAUCUUCUACGAUUGUGGAUUUGAUCGAUUUGGGGGGCAAAACAUUUCUGGUCCCCGGAAACUUCCCAAUCGGGUGUUAUGCGGCGUAUCUUACUCUAUUUCAGACCGUAGCAGAAGAAUACUACGACCCGUUCACAGGUUGUCUACCAUGGCUCAACGAAUUCGGAGAGUACCACAAUGAACAGCUCAAGAAAGAACUCAAAACACUCCAAAAGCUCUACCCCCAUGUCAACAUCAUUUACGCUGACUACUACAACUCUCUGUACACGUUAUACAAAGAACCAGUCAAGCAUGGGUUUAGGAACCGACCUUUGGCUGCUUGUUGUGGAGUCGGAGGUCAAUACAACUUCACUAUCGAUAAAGAGUGUGGAUAUGGAGGAGUUAGCUACUGUCAAAACCCUUCUGAAUAUGUGAAUUGGGACGGUUAUCAUUUAACCGAAGCAACGCACCAGACGAUGGCUCAAGGUAUCCUCAAUGGCCCCUAUGCAACUCCUUCUUUCGACUGGUCCUGCUUUGGCUCUGAAUCUGUUGAUAAAGAGUGUUCUUUCAGUAGUUAAAUAGCAGCUUUUGUGCAAAAGAGAAUAAAAUAUAUGGUGAUGGUGAUGAUUAAUAAGAACAGGUCUGGCAAGGUUUUGACAUAAUAUGAUAUUGACUUAUGACAAAAACCAUAAAUGAUUCUAUU
Capsella rubella is the source of this 1367-nucleotide messenger RNA. RefSeq names its product GDSL esterase/lipase At1g28640. Gene Ontology annotation, molecular function: hydrolase activity, acting on ester bonds. Lineage: Eukaryota; Viridiplantae; Streptophyta; Magnoliopsida; Brassicales; Brassicaceae. Bases 22 to 1242 code for a protein of 406 amino acids. The transcript has 5 exons. The record is from RefSeq and is a predicted model, not a curated record.